AUGGCUCGCCUCGAGAGACAGCCACUUCUACCUCCGAGUGACUCUCGUCUUUCCGAUGAUUCUACUAUCAGGUCAUAUUCUUCAAUCGAAGACUCGUGUCGCCAAACGCAAAAGUCUACACCGUUGCCAAAAAAGCAACUGGCUAUACUUUGUAUCAUGCGCUUCACUGAGCCUAUAUCUUUUACAGUUAUCUUCCCGUUUAUCAAUCAGAUGAUUGAGGACUUAGGAAUUGCGUCUGAUCGAACACACGUAGGAUAUUAUGCUGGUUUGAUUGAGAGUCUCUUUGCCUUUGCUCAACUCUGUACAGCCCUAUAUUGGGGAAGAUUAUCAGAUCGGAUUGGGCGGAAACCUGUGAUUCUUACCGGACUUUUGGGAUUGGCUGUUAGUGUUAUCUCCUUUGGACUACAAUCGAGCUUAACGGGGUUGAUUGUGACGAGAGCUUUGGCAGGAAUGAUGAAUGGUAACAUUGGAAUAUUACGCAGUGUGAUUCGAGAGAUUACUGAUCACACUAAUCAUGCUGAACUAAUUCCAAAGCUCUCUAUCAAAGCCCUCGGGGGCCUUUUAGGCCCGCUCUGUGGCGGAUAUCUGGCUAGACCGGCUGAGCAAUACCCAUACCUAUUUGGAAACAUUGAAUUCUUGAAGCAAUACCCUUACUUCUUACCCGGGUUUGUGGCCGGUCUGUUUAACCUUGGCGCAAUCCUCUUGGGAUUGUUUUGUUUAGAAGAAAGUUUGCCUUCUAAAUGCUCUGGUGAUUUAUCACCCGAGACUCGCUUGAAACUCUAUCUUGAGUCUCGUAAAUCUAUCUCGCCUUCCAACUCACCUACCAACGAGACUGGACCUCGUUCAAUUACUUCACUGCUGGACAAAAAACUUUCUGGGAUCCUUCUGAGCUUCUUCAUGGUCAAUUUGCAAUCGGCCUCGUGGAACUCGUUGGUGCCUUUGUUUGCUUACACACGAAUUUCUGACGGAGGGCUAAGCCUUUCACUAGAUCAAAUCGGAUUCUGCUUGAGUGUUAAUGGUAUCGGUCUCCUGGUUGUGCAACUAUUGAUUUUCCCUCCUCUGCAACGGCGUUUUCGUCCCUUGAGGCUUUAUCAGUAUACCUUACCUACUCAUGCCCUGGGUUUUAUACUACUACCAUGUCUCAGCCUACUGGUCAAGAGUCACAGCGAUCCAGCAGUCUCAUUGACUGGUUUGACCGCUACUCUCAUUUUGAAAAGCCCUGGGCUGAUUAGCUUUGUCUGCAUUUCCAUUAUGCUUAACAAUUCUGCGCCAUCGUCGUCCCUAGGAACUUUGAAUGGACUUGCUAUGACUUGCACAGCACUCAGUUACACCAUCGGACCAAUCUUAGCAUCCUCUUUGUUUUCAUAUAGUAUACAUACUCAAUUUCUUGGAGGCAACCUGGUUUGGGUAGUGAUGAUUAUGAUUGAUACUUACACAUGCAAAACCCUCGAUGCAUCAGAUAUCAUCAUUAUGCUAUGUUGCAUCUUGGCUUAUAGACGAGGAAGAAGACUGUCAUCGAAGAUUUGUGCAGUGGAAGACGAUGAAGAAGAAACUUAA
Messenger RNA from Melampsora larici-populina 98AG31, 1557 nucleotides. RefSeq lists its product as uncharacterized. The transcript is spliced from 15 exons. The record is from RefSeq and is a predicted model, not a curated record. Bases 1 to 1557 code for a protein of 518 amino acids. Gene Ontology annotation, biological process: transmembrane transport. Lineage: Eukaryota; Fungi; Basidiomycota; Pucciniomycetes; Pucciniales; Melampsoraceae. Gene Ontology annotation, molecular function: transmembrane transporter activity.